UUGAGCUGUAUGUGAAGCAUCAGUUUUACUUGAAACGUGUACGGAUAAACGUGCGUCAAAACACUGUUUACGCGCGCCAAUUUAUUCACCCAGCUUUAUGAGAGCGAACGAGCGAGUGAAUGUGUGUAUGUGUUCAAAGCAUUUAACGUCGGUAUUGCGGGCAUACGGAAGUUUGUGUUGACGACGUUUAUGAGUGACUGUGGAUGCUGCAAUUAAAACCACCCAAAAAAAAAAAUGUUAUAAAGAAACCAAAAGGAAUAAUAGAAAAUUAAGAAAGAGAAAUGGAAAAACAACAACAAAACAAAGGGGAAUAACUAGCCAAGGGAUAAAGGCAAGAAAACAAAAAGCCUAACCCACAAAAGCCAGUUUUUGAAAAGAAAAAUAUCAAAAAAUCAGUAAAAAAAAAUAUAAAAAAAAACAAAAAUUCGAAAAUUUUAAAUCGAAAAUACUAUUCUGAAAAUAAAAAUUUUAAAAAUGAAAAAUAUUCAUAGUUUCAAUACUAACCUACCAUACACCCCAGAAAAUGUUUUAACAAGAUAACAAUUGGUUCACUAUGCAUUUAUAAUUAGAAUGUGCUUGCAAAAAAUAGUGAAACUGCAUCAAGCCAUUAUUUGAAAAUGGGUUAACCCCUUCUUGUAUGUUAUCAAGUGCAACAUAUGCAUGUGAGUUCAAAGAUAAUUUAUGCAAAUUGUAUGCAUUGAAUAAAAAUUCACAAUAUGGAAUAAUCUACCAUAAAAAAAAAAUAUAGAUAUGCAAAUUUAUUUGUGCAAAUCAAGUGUUGUUGAUUUAAAUGUUUAAAAAAAAAAAAUAAAAUAAAAUUGUGCCCAAAACUUGUGUGCAAAAAAAAAGUGUUUAAUGGUUAAGGUAUAAUUUAAAACAAUCAUAAAAAAGAAAUCCCUAAAUGACUAUGAAACAACAUAUUAAACCUACAGUGAAUCAAAUAGACACUAAAAACUGGUAUAAAUUACAAUCGAAACUGCAACCGCAUCCCCAUGUGAUGCAUAGCAAAUUAAUAGGAAAUACUGCAACAGCUGUAACAUCCAGGGAGAACUAUCAACAAAGCCAACAUCAACUUUUUGAAAUAAAUAAUGCUGAGAACUUUGAGAGCUACAAAUAUAAGAGCGUUAUUAAAAAAAAUUGUCAAAUUGAUGCUUUUACCGCUUUUGCUGCUGUCGCUGCUGCUACAACUGCCUGUCAUUGCAAUCAACACUUUUCAUGGGAUUUUUACUGUUGGGCCAUCGUCAUUGCCAUUAUAUGCGACAUCGUUGCUGUUGCCAUUUGCAAAAAAAAAGCCAAUCUGCAUGCCGUUGCGACUUUCCACUGUUGGUGUUGACAAACAGCUCAUGGCAUAAAUUUUAACUCCAGCAUCAGUUUAAUACAACAUUUUAUUGCUAUAAUCACCAGCUUGGUGGGUGUCUGUAUUUGGGUUGCGACCACCACCGAUUCUGUUCGUUCGUUUCGUUCUGGCUGACGUUGAGGGUGUGAUUAUUUCAAAGUAACUCCGGCAAGUGAAUCUCAUUACAGGGGAAACGCCUGUUUUACGUGCUGUUCGCACGUUGCGUUUUAAGUUUAUUAUUUUACGUUUUACCUCUUUUGUCGGCGGUGUCGCCUUUGCCAACAGUCAGCAUAAUCACUCGAAAGAACAACAACAACAUCAUCAGCAGCAGCAGCAUUCUACAAUACCCUCAGCCUGCUGUGAGAAAAGAAAAACAAAAGCAACGCCAACAACAACAACAACGAGUGCCAUUAAAAUUAUUAUUGCUUUUAUUGUUGUAUUGUUUGAAGAACAUUUUUAUCGCCGUUGUUGCGGCUGUUCGAGCUGUUCGCAUUGUUGCGAUUACUUCGGCCGCCGCCGCUGCCGCUGGCAUUAGCAACACCGUUACAACUGCCGUUGCAGGUGUUAUAGUUAUGGUGGAUCCAUUAAAAAUCUUUUGGGUCUUAACAAAUAGUACCUAUUUGGUUACAAAAUUUGUACGCAUUGGUAUUGCCGACAAAAACGAUUCUCCGCCCUAUUUUGACAAAUUUUUAUACGAAACUGAAAUCGAUGAAAAUGCCGAUUUACAAACAACUGUACUCACAGUCAAUGCCAAGGAUCACAAUGAGUCCUCGAAUAUUCGAUACUCGAUUGCAGGCGGUAACAUAGGCAAUGCCUUUGGUGUACACAAUAACACCGGAGCUAUUUAUGUAGCAUCACCUCUAGACUAUGAAACAAGACCAAGGUACGAAUUACGAUUGGAGGCGUCACGUAAUCGUAAAACCAACUACACCACCGUUAUCAUAAAUGUGCGCGAUGUUAAUGAUAAUCCACCGACAUUCGAUCGUCAAACAUAUCGUACACAAAUCACUGAAGAAGAUGAUCGUAAUCUACCAAAACGUAUAUUACAGGUUACUGCCACCGAUGGCGAUGUAGAUAGACCCAUAAAUAUUGUAUAUUUUCUCACCGGUCAGGGUAUUGAUCCUGACAAUACAGCAAAUAGUAAAUUUGAUAUAAAUCGCACAACAGGCGAUAUUUUUGUAUUAAAGCCCCUUGAUCGCGAUCAACCCAAUGGUCGCCCCCAAUGGCGUUUUACCGUUUUCGCCCAAGAUGAAGGUGGUGAAGGCCUUGUCGGCUAUGCUGACAUUCAAGUAAAUCUCAAAGAUAUCAACGACAAUACACCACAAUUUCCCCAAGGCAUUUACUAUGGCAAUGUCACCGAGAAUGGCACAGCCGGUUCACCGGUUAUGACCAUGUCUGCUGUCGAUUACGAUGAUCCCAACGAAGGUACCCAUGCCAAACUAAUCUAUUCCAUCGAAAAGAAUGUCAUCGAAGAGGAGACGGGAGCUCCCAUCUUUGAAAUUGAGCCUGAAACGGGGGUGAUCAAGACAGCAGUAUGCUGCUUGGAUCGUGAACGUACCCCCGACUACUCCAUACAAGUGGUGGCCAUGGAUGGUGGUGGCCUAAAGGGUACUGGUACAGCGUCCAUAAGAGUUAAAGAUUUAAAUGAUAUGCCUCCCAUGUUUACCAAAGAUGAGUGGUUCACCGAGGUGGAUGAGACCAAUGGUACUUAUAUACCCGAGACGCCCAUACUCACGGUGACCGUACAGGAUGAGGAUGAGACCAAUAGCUUUCAAUAUAAAGUGGUGCCCAACAGUGGCUUGGGUUCAGACAAAUUUACCAUGAUACGCAAUAGCGAUGGUACGGGUUCCUUGAAGAUAGUGAAACCUCUGGACUAUGAGGAUCACAUGCAAAGUGGUGGCUUUCGCUUUCGCAUACAGGUCAAUGAUAAAGGUGACAAUGAUAGCGAUAAAUAUCAUUUGGCCUAUUCAUGGGUUGUGGUGAAACUGCGUGACAUCAACGAUAACUCACCCCAUUUCGAGAGAGAUCAUAUAGAAGUUUCUGUCUACGAAGACAUAAAGGUGGGCACCAUAUUGGAACAAUUUAAGGCAACGGACGCCGAUCAGGGAGGCAAAAGUAAGGUGAACUAUAAGCUGGUAAGGGCCACAAAUCGUAAGCGUCAAUUUGCCAUCAGCGACAAGGGAGCCGUGAGCAUACAACGUGCAUUGGAUAGAGAGACAGCGGAACGACAUCAUUUAGAGGUUUUGGCAGUAGAUGAUGGUGUGAUACCGCGUACAGCUACUGCCACGCUAACAGUGAUAGUCAAAGAUGUCAAUGAUAAUGCGCCGGUAUUUAAAGAGGAUUAUCGUCCAGUGCUGCCGGAAAAUGUCAGUCCACGUAAAAUUAUAGAAGUGGCGGCCAAAGACGCCGAUGAUCGAGCAAGGGGGAAUGGGGGACCAUUCUCGUUUCGUUUGGAUCCUUUGGCGGGUGAUGAUAUAAGAUCGAGUUUUAAAAUCGAAUAUGACAGAAGAGCUGAUGGUGGCAAUGGAGUGGCCAUUGUCUCCUCGCUGCGACCCUUUGACAGAGAACAACAGAAAGCCUACCUCAUACCCAUCGAAAUCAAAGACAAUGGCUCACCUGCCAUGACAGGCACUUCAACGCUGACGGUCGUUAUAGGUGAUGUCAACGAUAACAAAAUGCUGCCCGGCAGCAAAGAGGUGCUCGUCUACAAUUACCAGGGCCAAUCGCAUGAUACACCCAUUGGGCGGGUGUAUGUACACGACUUGGAUGACUGGGAUGUGGUGGACAAGAAAUACUACUGGGAACAGCAGGAGCAUCAGCGUUUUAAACUGGACACUGAUACGGGCAUUGUUUCCAUGAAGGCGGGCACGCGGCGGGGUCGCUACAAUCUGCGCUUUAAAGUGUACGACCGCGAACAAGGUCAAGUUGAUGUGCCUGCGAAUAUGACAGUCACAGUGCGUGAUAUCACCCAUGAGGCAGUGCAACAGGCUGGUUCCAUGCGGCUGCAGGGCAUCAGCGACGAGGAGUUUGUCAGGACUUGGGAUUUCAAACAGCACAAACAGGUGCGUUCAAAACUGGAGCGAUUCCGCGAUAAAUUAGCCGAGCUGUUGUAUACCGAGCGUGACAUGGUGGAUGUGUUCAGUGUGCAGACCAAAGAGGAUGGGGUCACCGAUGUUCAUUUUGCAGCACGACCCGCCAAUCAGCAGCCCAACUUCAAGGCAGUUCGUCUUAAUGGUGUAGUGCUCAUGCAGCGUGAAGAAAUCGAAAAGGAACUGGGCCUCAACAUCACCAUGGUGGGCAUAGAUGAGUGUCUGCAGGAGCAAAAGAAAUGUCCGGGUUCCUGUUCCAAUCGCGUGGAGAUCAACAAAUUGCCACACACGGUGAAUGUGAAUAAAACGUCCUUGGUGGGGGUGCGCCUGGACAUAACAGCCGAAUGCAUUUGCAAGGCCCGCAAUUUCAGCAAAGACAUCUCCUGCCGCUCCAUAAGCUGCUUUAAUGGUGGCCGUUGUGUGGACACUCGCAACGGCCCCAAGUGUGUGGCCUGUCCCAUCGGCUAUAAUGGCCCCAGAUGCCAGCAGAACACCAGAAGUUUUAAAGGCAAUGGCUGGGCCUGGUAUCCCCCGCUGCAAUUGUGUGAGGAGUCGCAUCUGAGCUUUGAGUUCAUUACCAAAGAAGGCGAUGGCUUGAUUUUGUACAACGGGCCUAUUGUGCCACCCAAAACGGAGGGCGAGGUGCUAAGCGACUUCAUAGCCAUUGAACUGGAACAAGGCUACCCCAGGCUCUUAAUAGAUUUCGGCUCUGGCACCUUGGAAUUGAGGGUGAAAACCAAAAAGACCUUGGACGAUGGCGUUUGGCAUCGCCUCGAUUUGUUUUGGGACUCCGAAAAUGUGCGCAUGGUGGUGGAUUUCUGCCGCUCGGCGGAUGUCUUCGAAAUGGAGGACGGCUCACCGCCGGAAUUUGAUGAUAACUCCUGCCAGGCUCGUGGGGCCAUACCUCCCUUUAAUGAGGCCUUGAAUUUAAAUACCCCGCUGCAGCUGGGUGGCCUAUACCGACAGCACUUCGAUCAAUCACUGUUCCGCUGGCAAUAUGCCUUUACCUCCAAGGGCUUCGAUGGCUGCAUACGCAAUGUCAUACACAAUUCAGAGCACUAUGAUUUGGCUUUUCCCGCCCUGGCACGCAACAGUUAUCCCGGCUGCCCGCAAACAGAUGAGGUAUGCCUGAAGACCGAUCACACGUCCCGUUGUUGGGAGCAAGGCAAUUGUGUGGCCAGCCUGGUGCAGGCCAAGUGUCAUUGUCGGCCCGGUUGGACAGGGCCCAUGUGCAACAUACCCACCAUUCCCACCACCUUCAAGCAGCAGAGUUAUGUUAAAUUCGCCCUAUCCUUUGAACCGGAUCGCUUCACCACCCAAUUGCAGCUGCGUUUUCGUACUCGAGAAUCGAAUGGCGAAAUAUUUCGAGUCUCCGAUCAACAUCAACGCGAAUAUGCCAUACUCGAACUGAGCCAAGGGCGUUUACAAUUUCGCUACAAUUUGAAUUCGCUAAAGGCCGAGGAACAUCAUCUGGCCCUCACCUCUAUAGCCGUCAACGAUGGCCAAUGGCAUGUGGUUAAGGUGAGCCGUUACGGUUCGGCUGCCCUUAUGGAGCUGGAUGGGGGCGAAGGUCGUCGCUACAAUGAGACAUUUAAUUAUGUGGGCCAUCAGUGGCUGUCCAUUGAUAAGCAGGAGGGCGUCUAUGCCGGUGGCAAGGCUGAAUACACGGGCAUAAAAACUUUUGAAGUUUUAGGCGAUUUUCAACGUAGCUGUCUUGAUGAUAUCAGACUCGAUGGCAAACAUUUACCAUUACCACCCUCCAUGAAUGGCACUCAGUGGGGCCAAGCAACAAUGGCGCGAAAUUUAGAACGUAACUGCCCCUCAAAUCGACCAUGUUCGAAUAUUAUCUGCCCGGAUCCAUUCGAUUGCGUUGAUUUGUGGAAUGAAUACGAAUGCACCUGCAGCGAAGGUCGUGUCAUGUCUGCCGACACCAAAGGUUGUGUGGAUCGAAAUGAAUGCCUCGAUAUGCCCUGCCUCAAUGGUGCCACCUGCAUAAAUCUGGAGCCACGUUUGCGUUAUCGCUGCAUCUGCCCGGAAGGUUAUUGGGGUGAAAAUUGUGAACUGGUGCAGGAGGGUCAAAGGCUGAAGUUAAGCAUGGGUGCAUUAGGUGCCAUCUUUGUGUGUCUUAUUAUCAUUUUAAUUUUAGCUCUUAUCUUUGUGCUCUACAAUCGUAAACGUAAAACAACAAAUAAAAAGCGAAACGGCCCAGAGAAGGAUGUACGUGAGACGGUGAUUAGCUAUGACGACGAGGGUGGAGGUGAGGACGAUAUGACAGCUUUUGACAUAACACCCCUCCAGAUACCAAUUGGACAGGGUGGCACAAUGCCACCGGAUAUCGCUGCCUGCAAGGUGCCAAUAAUAUAUCCAGUUGUAACAUUGAUGCCUGGCCAGGAAUUGAAUGUGGGCUUCCUGAUGGAGGAACGCAAAAAACGUUGUGAUAAAGAUAUCAAUGCUCCACCCUUCGAUGAUUUACGAAACUUUACCUACGAGGGGAGCGGGAGUAUAGCGGAAUCCUUAAGUUCGUUGGCAUCAGGCACUGACGAUGAGAAUCAAGACUUCAACUACUUGGAAACGUGGGGGCCACGUUUCAAUGCCUUGGCGGCCCUAUAUCUACAAGAUAAAUCGAAACUGAAACAACCAACUGAGGAAUUAACACAAGAAAGCGGUGUAUUAUAAAACUAAAUUAAGUUCUUAGAUUAAAUUAGCCACAAGUUAAGUAGCCUCUCAAACAACUGAACAAUCUUGUAAAUUAACUCCCCUCCCCCCUCCAUCGAAACCAUAUUGAACAAGAAAAAUCCCAACCAAAAUGAAUAAAGAAAACCAAUUCCUACUUUUAGUUUAAAUUAAAAAACAAUCUUCUUCAAAAUUAAAAGCGAGGCUCAUUUAACAAAAAAUAAAAGAAACAGCAAAAGUCGAAAAACAGUAAAGCAUAAUUACCAGAGAAAGUGUAAAAUAUCAGCAAGAAAAUUAAUUUUUUACAUAGUCCAUAAGUUGUAGAAAAAAAUCAGAAAAACUUAAAAAAAGUGGAUGGCAAGAGUGCAGCUUUUUUUUGGCAGAAGUAAGAGCAGAGUAGCAAUGCAAAGGAUAAUAUUUUGUUCAGAAGUGAAAAAAAAAUGCUGUCAGUUUGUGUGUGUGUUCGUAUGGGCGUGUGUGUGUGUGAGUAUGUGUGUUGCGCCUGGUGCCGUAAAAUUGCCGCUUUUUAAUUAAGGAUAAGCAUAUACCAUUGGCAAAAGGUUGAGAUGAACAGGAAAAUUAAGAAGGAAACAAAAAGGAAUGGAAAAAGGAGAAAAUGAAAAGUAAUAAAAUCUCGAAUAAUUCACCAGUCAAGAGGCAAUUUAAUGGCUAUGUUAAAUAAGCGGAGCUUAUUAAGGGGACAAAAUAUGCUACUGAUAAAAAUGAGAUUUAUUAUCAGAACUGGUAGUUUAAUAUAAAAUAAGUAUGGAAGUCAAAAGUAGGGCGGAGCCCACUAUAUAUUACCCAACACCAUUGAGUCCAACUACUACUAUUAAGCAAAUGCGAGAGAGUGUAUGAGGGGCCUCCCUAACCCCCCGCAUAGACAUGUUAACCGAUUGGGACAAUAUGGGUAUCAAAGAAAAAACUUGGUAUAGAAAUUUCGCCCAAUGUUUUCGGGGGGGCCCCACACCCCAAACCUCCCCAGCAGGGCUUAUUUACCAAUUAGGUCAAUAUGGAUAUCAAAAGAAAGGUGUUCCCUUAACAUUUUUAUUGAGACCAAGUUUCAAUGACGUUUUUUCUAAACACCAAAUUUCAAAGAAGAUUGAUAUAUCUUCUUUGAAAUUUGGUGUUUAGAAACAGACAAAAGUUCCAUAAUAUAUUCUUUAAAGACAAAAACUCCAUGAAAAUUUCUUUUAAUACAGAAUUUGAAAAAUUCAUUGUCUUAAGACAAAGUUUCAAUAAAUUAAAAAAAUAUAUUUUUUUUUGAAGACAAACACCAAAAUCAAUUUUCUUCAAAUGCAAAAUUUCAACGAAAUUUUUACUAAAAUUAAAUAUUCAAUGAAAUAUUUUCCAUAAUAAUGCAAAGUCUGACUCUAGAUUCGUCAAAAUGCACAUUAGUCUCGAACAACGAGUUUUGUUCCAUUCAAAUUUAAACUCAAUGAUAAGGGAAUUUCUUCUUAUAGCCAAGUGCGAAAGACGUGUGUGAAGUUUAAUACACAUUCAGCGUAUUCGUUCUAACCUCCUGGCGUGAUCAUGUUGACCUAUUGAGACUGAUUUUGACCUCAUUUAGACUAUUUUUUUUUUAAGUUUUCGAUAAAAUUUUGAUUUUUGAUGAAAUAUCAAUUCUUUAGUGCAGUUACGAUUUAAGACCAUUUUCCCUUUAGGGUGCAUAGUUUAUGAGAAUUUCAAGGUGCAAUCAGCUCCAUUUCUUUCUGGGCCGCAUAGUUAAGCAGAUGCAGCCAAUUGAAAGUUUUCAUAGUGAAUUUUUUAUUCUUCAUGAUUUUGGGAAGAAAUUUCAAAAUUUGUGAACGAUUCACGAUUUAAUGUCCUUUUGCCCCUAGAGCUCAUAGGUUAUGAUAUACAGCUAAAUUAAAGUCUUUGUACUGAAAUUGGAUUUUUGAUGGAUUUUCAAUGAAAUUUUGAAUUUUUUGAUGGAGUCAUGAAUUAAGGCCCAUUUCCCUCUAGGACAUAUAGUUAAGGAGAUACAGCCUGUUUAAAGUUGUCGACUAAAAUUUCGAUUUUUGAGGACCUUUCCAUGAAUUUUCGAAUUUUUGGGCGGACUCACAAAUGAAUGCCCAUUUCCCUCUUGGACGCAUUGUUUGAAAGAUACAGUCAAUUUGAAGUCUUCGUACUGCUAAAUUAAAGUUUUUGUACUGAAAUUGGAUAUUAGAUGGAUUUUGACUGAAAUUUUGAACUUUUUGACAGAGUCAUGAAUAAAGGCCCAUUUCCCUCUAGGACACAUAGUUAAGGAGAUACAGCAUAUUCAAAUUUUAAUACUGUAUAUUCAAGUUUUAAUACUGCAAUUCCGAUUUUAUAGAUUUUCAAUGAAAUAUCAAAUUCUUUGAUGGACUCGCGACUGAAGGCCCAUUUGUGUCUAGAAUGCAUAGUCUAGGAAAUACAGCCAUUUUACAGUUGUCGACUAAAAUUUCGAUUUCUGAGGAACUUUCCAUGAAUUUUCGAAUUUUUGGGCGGACUCACAAAUGCAUGCCCAUUUUCCUCUUGGAUGCAUUGUUUAAAAGAUACAUUCAAUUUGAAGUCUUCGUACUGAAAUUUAAAAUUUUCAAAUUUUUUAUAGAAUCUUGAAUUAAGACAUUUUUAUACCUACCACCGAAGGAUGGGGGUAUAUUCAUUUUGUUAUGCCGACCCUAUAAAGUAUAUAUGUUCUUGAUCAGCGUAAAAAUCUAAGACGAUCUAGCCAUGUCCGUCCGUCUGUCCGUCUGUCUGUUGAAAUCACGCUAGUCUUUAAAAAAAGAGAUAUUGAGUUGAAACUUUGCACAGAUUCUAUUUUUGUCCAUAAGCAGGUUACGUUCGAAGAUGGGCUAUAUCGGACUACAUCUUGAUAUAGCCCCCAUAUAGACCGAUCCGCCGAUUUAGAGUCUUAGGCCCAUAAAAGACACAUUUAUUAUCCGAUUUUGCUGAAAUUUGUGAUAGAUUAUUUGGCUCAGAUCGGUCGAGAUUUGGACAUAGCUGCCAUAUAGACCGACCCGCCGAUUUAGGAUUUUAGGCCCAUAACAGCCACAUUUAUUUUCCCAUUUUGCCAAAAUAUGGGACAGUGAAUUGUGUUAGGCCACUUAACAUCCUUCUUCAAUUAGGCCCAAAUCGGUACAGAUUUGGAUAUAGCUGGCAUAUAGAGCGAUCUUUCGACUUAAGGUUUUGGCCCAAAAAAGGCGCAUUUAUUGUCUGAUUUUGCCAAAAUUUUGCGUUAGGCCAGUAGACAUUCUUCUUCAAUUUGCCCCAGAUUGGUCCAGAUUUAGAUAUAGCUGUCACAUAGAAUGGUCUCCCGAUUUUACGUUCUUGGGCCCAUAAUAGGCGUAUUUAUUGACCGAUUUCACCGAAAUUUGGGGCAGUAAGUUGAGUUAGGCUCUUCGAUAUCCCUCUGCAAUUUGGCCCAGAUUGGUUCAGAUUUGGAUAUAGCUGUCAUAUAGACCGAUCUCUCCAUUUAAGGUCUUGGACCUAUAAAAGGCGCAUUUAUUGUCCUAUGUCGCUUAAAUUUGGGACAGUGAGUUGAGUUAGGCUCUUUGACAUCCCUCUGCAAAUUUGGCCCGGAUUGGUUCAGAUUUGGAUAUAGCUGCUAUAUAAACCGAUCUCUCCAUUUAAGUUCUUGGACCUAUAAAUGGCGCAUUUUUUGUCCCAUUUCGCCGAUUUUGAUUUGGCCUACAUCGGUUCAGCUUUGGAUGUAGCUGCCAUAUAAACCGAAAUAUCGAUUUAAAGUCUUGGCCCAUAGGAGGCGCAUUUAUAAACCGAUUUUGCUGAAAUUUGACACAGUGACUUAUGUCAAGCUUUUCGACAUCCGUGUCGUUUAUGGUUCAAAUCGGUCUAUAUUUGGAUAUAGCUACCAAAAAACCAAUAUCUUGUUCUGCAAAAUAGAACAAUAACUUGUAUUUAUUAGGCCAUUCAAUGUCCGUGCCGCAUAGCUCCUAUAGGGGCAUAAAAUAUGCAUUUUCCACUGGACUAUGACGAAUGGUGGUUUGCAUAUGGAGGGUACCCAAAUUUCGGCCCGGCCGAACUUAACGCCUUUUUACUUAUUUUAAAAAAAUUCGAUUGGACAACAAACAAACAUACAAUAAAUUUAUUCCAGUUUUAUAACCUACACCACUACUGUGGUACAGGGUAUUAUUUGUAACACCCAGAAGAAAGAGAGAUAGACCCGUUGAUAAGUAUACCGAACGACUCAGAAUCACUUUCUGAUACGAUUUAGCUAUGUCCGUCUGUCUGUCUGUCUGUCCGUCUGUCCAUCUGUCUGUCUGUCCGUCUGUCCAUGUUAAAUUGUGCACAAUAUACAGAGCGCACUUUUCAUCCGAUCGUCUUCAAAUUUGGUACAGACAUGUUUUUAGGCCUAGAGACGAAACCUAUUAAAAUUGGAAAUAGCUCCCAUAUUUCCAAUUUUAAAAUUGCUCCCAUAUUUCCUAUUAAAAUUGGAAAUAGCUCCCAUAUAUAUGUUCGUCCGAUUUGCAGCAAUAAUGCAAUAAAUGGUCGGAUUCUCUCGAAAUUUGGCAGGAGGAAUUUCCUAAUGGCUCUCGACAUUACUGGUGAAUUUCGCCCGAUUUUUACUCCUAGAGCCACUGCAAGUGCAUUUAUUGACCAAUCUUCCCAAGCCUUCGUACAACGCUUUUCUCGACGACUGUCGCAGUAUCUGAGAAGUUUGCUCGAAAUCGGUUAAGGUUUAGAUGUAGCUCCCACAUAUAUAUUCGUUCGAUUUGCAGUAAUAUUGCAAUAAAAUGGUUUUUUGUUAACCGAUUCUCUCGAAAUUUGGAUGGAAGGAUUUUCUUAUGACUCUCGACAUUACUGGUGAAUUUCAUGAAAAUUGGUUAAGAUUUAGAUACAGCUCUCAUAUAUAUAUAUCGCCCUAUUUUCACUCCUAGAGCCACUGCAAGCGCAUUUGUUGACCAAUCUUCCCAAAACCUCCUACAAUGAUUUCCUCGACGACUGUCGCAGUAUCUGAGAAGUUUGCUCGAAAUCGGUUAAUGUUUAGAUGUAGCUCCCACAUAUAUGUUCGUCCGAUUUACAGUAAUAUUGCAAUAAAAUGGUUUCUUGUUAACCGAUUCUCUCGAAAUUUGAAUGGAAGGAUUUUGUAAAGACUCUCGAAGUUACUGGUGAAUUUCAUAGAAAUCGGCUCACAUUUAGAUAUAGCUGUCAUAUAUGUACAUCGCCGGAUGUUUACCCCAAGAGCCACUGCAAGCGCGUUGUUUGACCAAUCUUCACAAAAUUUUGCCCAACGCUUUCCUCGACGGCGGCUACCAUAUUAACUGAAAAGUUUGCUCGAAAUCGGUUCAGAAUUAGAUAUAGCUCCCAUAUAUAAGUUCAUCAGAUUUUGAGUAGGUGUAGGGUAUUAUACAGUCGGCACCGCCCGACUUUUGCCCUUCCUUACUGGUUUUAUCUUCGAUUUUCUUCUUUAUUUUUUAAUAAAAUUCGAUUGGCCUACAAACAAAACUAAAUUUAUUUGAUUUUUUAAAUUACAAAAACUUCGAAAAUUUUGCUUAAAACUCCUCAAAUUUACCCUUAACAUAACUGGGGAGAAAAAAAAAACUCUAAAUGAAAAAUUCAGAAGAAGACACAACGAUCAUCAAAUAUUUCACAAGAAUGGUUUUUACUUAUCUUAUCCCCUGGGUAAACAACAAACAAAAGGAACAAAAGGAUUCGUACUGUGUAAUGAACAAAAAAAAAGAAAAACUGAAGGACCAGAUCAUAUGAAUGUUGAGGGUAAGAAUUUUUGUUGAUGAACAAAAAAAUUGGUGUUGGCAUAAAACAAAGGCAACAAUGAAAUUGGAAUAAUAAUUACGACAGUAACACUUGUGCACACACAUACACAUAUAUACACAUGUAAACAAGUUAAUGAAAGGGCCUUGCAUUCUCUUAUUUGCAAAUAAGAAGAAGAAACUUAAAAGGCAAUGUUAAAAGAAAAAAAACUCAUGAAUUUAAUUCUUAUCCCUUGCUUUUCUUCACAGCAAGGAAACUUGCUUCUGCCCCAAAAUAGAAAAGCAAAACUGAAAUAAUUCUUGUAAAUAUCUUUGUAUAUAUUGUUUACUAAAGUAUUUUAUAAUUAAGUAUUUUCUAUUAUUUACAAAUUAAUUGAAAU
Stomoxys calcitrans (stable fly) is the source of this 13174-nucleotide messenger RNA. RefSeq names its product putative neural-cadherin 2. Gene Ontology annotation, cellular component: catenin complex; plasma membrane. The transcript is spliced from 13 exons. Gene Ontology annotation, biological process: homophilic cell-cell adhesion. Gene Ontology annotation, molecular function: calcium ion binding; cadherin binding. The record is from RefSeq and is a predicted model, not a curated record. NCBI's taxonomy places the organism in Eukaryota, Metazoa, Arthropoda, Insecta, Diptera, Muscidae. The coding region runs from base 1909 to 7101 and encodes 1730 amino acids.